Molecule: messenger RNA, 1735 nt
Organism: Parathielavia appendiculata
Lineage: Eukaryota; Fungi; Ascomycota; Sordariomycetes; Sordariales; Chaetomiaceae
Product: inositol phosphatase
Exons: 3
Coding region: 329-1363 (344 amino acids)
Biological process (GO): fructose 1,6-bisphosphate metabolic process; sucrose biosynthetic process; fructose 6-phosphate metabolic process
Cellular component (GO): cytoplasm; cytosol
Molecular function (GO): fructose 1,6-bisphosphate 1-phosphatase activity
Source: RefSeq, a predicted model, not a curated record
GUGCCGUUCGGGUGCACCAAAUAAAAGAGUCUGGCCAAGCCAUCGAAGGCAGGCAGGUUGACGAUCCUUCAUUGUUCUCGAUCUCCUUCUUCUCUCCUUCAAGUGCCUGUUGGUUUCGGAUACUUGGAUUCCACUGAGUCCACUCUACGACAUCAUCCUCCAGCAAUUCCGUCUCAGAUCAGCCGGCGACACCGACUUGCUCCCAUUACCACGAGCAACGGAGUGUCCACAUAAAGCGAGCUCAACCCUUGCCGUGGUUUCGGAGCUGAAGGAAGAACGGCCAGUCCAAGAGCGGGAUACAUACACCAACACCAAGAAAGACGUCACAAUGGCUGCAGUAAACGGGACUGGGCCGGUCGAGACGGAGAAGGUCAAUACCCACAUUAUCACCCUCACCCGCUUCUUGACCGAGGAGCAAGUAAAACACAAGGAGGCUACCGGUGACUUUACCCUCCUGUGCCAUGCGCUCCAAUUCUCGUUCAAGCAGAUUGCCUACUACAUCCGGCGGGCGACGCUAGUCAAUCUGACGGGCUUGGCCGGCUCGUCCAACACGACGGGCGACGAGCAGAAAAAGCUCGACGUCAUCUCCAACGACCUGUUCAUCGAGGCGAUGCGGUCGAGCGGCAAGUGCGCGCUGCUCGUGUCGGAGGAGGAGGAGGACAUCAUCUUCUUCAAGGACAGCACGCAGGCGCGCUACGCCGUGGCCUGCGACCCCAUCGACGGCAGCUCCAACCUGGACGCGGGCGUGUCGGUUGGCACCAUCUUUGGCAUCCACAAGCUGGCCGAGGGGUCUACGGGCACCAAGGAGGACAUCCUCAAGCCCGGCACCGAGCUCGUAGCGGCAGGCUUCACCAUGUACGGCGCGUCGGCGCAGCUCGUCAUCACCAUGAAGGGCGGCAGCGUCAACGGCUUCACACUCGACAACGGCCUGGGCGAGUUUAUCCUCACACACCCGGACAUGCGCCUGCCUCGCCGCCGCGCCAUCUACUCGGUCAACGAGGGCAACUCGCUCUACUGGGAGGACCACGUCAAGGCCUACUUCAACUCGCUUAAGGAGGCGCCCGACGGCGGCAAGCCGUACAGCGCGCGCUACAUCGGCUCCAUGGUCGCUGACGCCUACCGGACCCUGCUGUACGGCGGCAUCUUUGCCUACCCCGCCGACAAGAAGAGCCCCAAGGGCAAGCUGCGCAUCCUGUACGAGUGCGCACCCAUGGCCAUGGUUUUUGAGAAUGCGGGUGGACAGGCCGUUAACAGCAAGAUGGAGAGGAUGCUGGAAGUGGUGCCCGAGCACAUCCAUGACAAGUCGGGCAUCUUUAUGGGCAGCUAUGAGGAGGUCGAGAAGGUGAAGGCGUUCCACAAGUGAGUCGGGAGGCUUGUGUCAUGCGUUGUUUGACCGUUUUGGAUACCUUGCCUUGGAUAUACGGUAUGAUGCCGAACUUUGGCCGCAGUACCGGAGUUGCUGAGUUUUGACGCCACGCUAGUGGCCAGAAAUUAUCUCUGAAACAGCUUCCAAAAUAAUGGAGAAGUCGCGAUGUCUGUACGAUGCCUAGGUCACAUGUGCCAGGCUCAAAGUCGAAGAAAAGUCGUCCCAUUCAAGUCCCAGAAUGUUGGGCGGGGAGGGAAAGAAAUGCAAACGACCGCGACUUAGCCCCGCAGCUAUCCCAAACAUGUGAAUGCGCUGAGAAACGCACCCCGGGAACCGCUAAGCCACAUCCGGCAAUGCCUCGGCCGUUUC